GCGGUCAAUGCUCCGUUUGCUGUGCACGUUACUUUGCUUAUUUGUAGGCCACAUGGUUUGCUGAUGGCAGCUGCGCAUCGGCGUCGCGUUUCGCAGCCGAAUGUAACCGGUGGUAGAGCGUGGCCCGUCGGUGGCUCUCUUUGCCCGUGCUGUCAACCCGUGGUCCGUCCGUGUCCUGGCUUGCCGAACGCUGAGCUCGUGUUCGUGUUCGCCAUCUAUAGUAUCGCCGUUCAAAGGAAAACUGUCGCCAUAAAUCAAAAGGUCAUGCCAGGUUCCGAGCCGGUGGGAGCACACUUGGCGGGAUGCAUAGCUAGGCGAUCGUGAUUAAUACACUUUUUCGCUACAAGCUUGCAGGCUUGGCGCUUGCGAGCGCACUGUCCACCGUGUGCUUCUCAACAGCUCUUGGGUUUUGCUUGAACUUGUAACGCAGAUGGAUGUACAAACCAAGCUGCACCAAGAAGUUCUCGCCUUCGAGGAAAGGGCGCGGAAGCAACCCCGACAACCUCACAUGGGAU
Messenger RNA from Tilletiaria anomala UBC 951, 515 nucleotides. RefSeq lists its product as uncharacterized. The record is from RefSeq and is a predicted model, not a curated record. Lineage: Eukaryota; Fungi; Basidiomycota; Exobasidiomycetes; Georgefischeriales; Tilletiariaceae. Bases 64 to 324 code for a protein of 86 amino acids. The transcript has a single exon.